This is a messenger RNA of Anarrhichthys ocellatus (wolf-eel), 1166 nucleotides long. RefSeq lists its product as uncharacterized. Lineage: Eukaryota; Metazoa; Chordata; Actinopteri; Perciformes; Anarhichadidae. The record is from RefSeq and is a predicted model, not a curated record. The coding region runs from base 45 to 959 and encodes 304 amino acids. The transcript has 10 exons.
UAUAUAUUAUUGCAUGUUUGGAGACGGCAGGAAUCAGAACAACAAUGACAAUCUCCGUCCACUUCACUUUGCUCUUUUUUUGGGUGGCACAAGAUUUUGUGAGCUGUGUUAAUAUGACGAUACCCAUCAAUUUCUUGGCUGUAGCGUUGGGUGAUUCUCUAACAUUAAACUGCACAUACAACUGCUCCACUGGAUUUGUUCGUGGCUGUUGGAGCCACGCAUCAGACAACUCUGGCUGCCACAGGACAAAAGAGCAGCAGAGAAGCAGCUUGUGCGUAACGUCCCUUCAUCUAUCAAAUGUGUCUACUGAAGAUCUUAAGAAGAACUACACUUGCUACACAGUAGCUAUAGAUUACCCUCAACUUCCACAAAAAACAGAGCGCAUUGUUAUACUGCAACUCCAAGCUGAACGUGUCCCAAACUGGACAGCUACGCCAAAGACUAAAAAUGCAUCGCUUCCUGCUAAGCCGAAAGAUCCAACUGAAGGAGAAUUUACUGGUAUUAAGGUUUUAGCAACAGUUACCGUUGCUGUGGCCAUGGUGCUUGCAGCAUCAGCCGUUUACCUGUGUCUGAGCCGCAACAGACGGAGCUGGAAUGAUAAAGGGGAGCCUGUUGAGACCAGGUCAGGCUCACGACUACCUCCUCACGCUGCCCCCUCACCAGUCAAGGGGUCACUGUCAACACAAAGUGAAAGAGUGAGGAUUUCUACACCGGAUAUUGAGAGUGACACUGAGGUUCCAUAUGCUGACAUCAUGAUCACUGUCCGAGGUGUCAGUACACCAGAGCUUACUCAGGUCGGAUACUUGACUCCUGGAGAUCAAAAAGAGUGGUGGGGAGAAGAACCAAGGUCUCACAUGCAGGCCUCACGUUCAGCUGACAGGCUGCAUGUCCCCCAGCCCAGAGAGGUCAGCCGCAAGAUGAGCACCAACUCUGAAUAUGCAGUCAUCACAUACGCCUGACUGAGGUCCUUGCUGGUGGAAGAGAUGAGAGAGAGAAGGAAAACAAGCGCCUUGUUUUUUAUAUACAUGUUAAUACACUUCAUGUUUCUGCUUUUUAAACAAUGGUUUAGUAUGUACCUAUCAUAUUGUUUUGUACGUCUUCUAUGUGUAAAAUGGACCCGCAUUCAUAUCCAAUAAAGCCAUUAUUUCUUGUAAGUUUUGAGCCUU